Molecule: messenger RNA, 532 nt
Organism: Impatiens glandulifera
Lineage: Eukaryota; Viridiplantae; Streptophyta; Magnoliopsida; Ericales; Balsaminaceae
Exons: 2
Coding region: 1-441 (146 amino acids)
Source: RefSeq, a predicted model, not a curated record
AUGAAUAGAGAAAUGCAGCAAGUGUGGACAAUAUCAGGCUUAUCCUCUUUCAUGAGAUUAAGAGGAAAGACAAAAAUGAUGAUAAAGAAGAAGAUAACAUUUUACAUGUUUGUAAUUGUCAAUCUCUUUCUCUUUGUUCUUGUUCUAUCAAAUACCGACAGAAUCAACACCAGCACUGAAUUAAAAGACAUAAUGGGAAGGACAGUCGGAGAUAUUGCCGUGAAGAUGACAACAAAGUUCCUACAUUUCUUCAUGGCUAAGAGCUCAACCGUCAGGCUAUCCCCGCCGUGGCUACCUGCAUCGUCGACAUCUUCUCGGAUAGUCUUCUGGUUCACCUUGACUCAUUCGGUGUUCCAACAGAGCAGGAUUAAUGCUUGUAAUCCGUUAUUACUCACAAACACAACCAGGGACAGUUGCUCUAUCUCCUCUCAUUCUCUCUAAUUAAUAUAUGGCCAAACAAAGUGUUUAUUCAAUCCUAAUGCAAUAUUAUAAAGAAGAAUAUUAGAACAAGAAUAUAUAGAGGGUCUUUAAU